This is a messenger RNA of Halteromyces radiatus, 3170 nucleotides long. RefSeq names its product salt tolerance down-regulator-domain-containing protein. NCBI's taxonomy places the organism in Eukaryota, Fungi, Mucoromycota, Mucoromycetes, Mucorales, Cunninghamellaceae. The coding region runs from base 100 to 3033 and encodes 977 amino acids. The transcript is spliced from 6 exons. The record is from RefSeq and is a predicted model, not a curated record.
UACUACGUUUAUUUUAUAUACCUUUGUCAUUCGUCGUUGAAUCUUCCUACACCCACCAUCUCGUCCUUCUUAUUCAACCUCUUUUUUAUUUGGCUUUUCAUGCAAAUGACAAAGACCAUGGCGACUACUUCUACUACAAACUCUAACCCUGAUGGUCAAUCUACAGCUUCUACUUUUACAACCAAUACCACCAACAAUACUGCGGAUACAACAAAAUCAUCAAACGAAAAACAAGAGACAAUACGACAAAUCAAAGUCAAGUCAGUCCCAUCUUCUGGUUUAGAUGCAGCAAAUGUGGAUACUACAACAAUGACAACACCGGUUGACUCUUCUUCAUCUUCACAGACUACGACAACUACCAAAAAAAAGAAAUCAAAACUUCAAUCUUUCAAAUCACUCUCUGAUGCCACCAUCAAGUCAAGAUAUUCGGUUCGAUCUUCCACUUCUUCUAUUUCUAUAAAGUCGACACAUCACCAUCACCACCAUCACCAUCAUCCUUCUCCUCAUUGGUUGACUUCUUUUCCUUCACCCUCUUUGGCUAGCUCAACUACCUCCUCAUCCAGUAAGAAGAAACAUGUAGACACUCUCGAUAACGAUGAAUUUUGGUCAGCCACUAGUUCAACAGAAGAACGUCAAAAGAUUCGGGAAUUCUGGUUACAACUUGGCGAAGAUGAAAGGCGUUCUCUAGUUAAAGUUGAAAAAGAAGCUGUAUUACGAAAAAUGAAAGAUCAACAGCGACAUGGAUGUAAUUGCUCUGUUUGUGGGAAGAAAAGGACUGCUAUUGAAGAUGAACUUGAAGUAUUAUAUGAUGCCUACUAUGAAGAACUAGAACAAUACGCCAAUCACCAACAGCAUAAUCAACUUUAUGGAUCGCAUACUUUACAAGCAGCAGCAGCAUCCGCAGUAGCAGCAGCAUCAGCAGCCACAAUAUCUACACAAUCAAAAGCAAUACCAAAAAUUCCUGUAUUUCCUCGUGCUCUUGGAGAUGCCAUUGAUCAUCGGCAGCUACAGCAACGUCUAAAACAUAAACAGCAACUUGGUAAUACAACUGAUAUUUCCGGAGAACACAAUGCAAAUGACGACGAAGAUGAGGUUGACAUGGAUGAUGAUGAGGAUGACGAUGAAGAUGAGUUUGAAGCAUCAACAAUGGUAACUCGACAUGGUGAUCCGGACAAAUCUUUGGUAGAUGUUGCUCAAUAUGCAGCAGCAGCAUCUCAACUUGUCAAAAGUGGUCAUUCUUCAGCAAUGGCGGAACAUUUUAAUUUUGGUAACAGUCUCACAGUCAAAGGUGGUAUUCUUACGGUUGCGGAUGAUCUAUUGAAAAAUGAUGGUCGAAAAUUCCUGGACAUGAUGGAAAGGUUGGCUGAACGACGUAUUCAACGGGACGAAGGCAUCAGCAUCGAAGGUGAAGAUGAAGAAGAUGAUGUAGACGAUGAAGAUGACGAGGAAUACUACGAUGAAGAAGAAGAUGAUGACAAUGAUGACGACCAUGGUGAUCAUAUCUCUGAAAAUGACAAUGAAGAUGACGACGAUGACGACGAUGAUGAAGAUGAUGAAGAAGAGCGAUACUUUUUCAACGAUACUCGAACGGAAGAACAACGCAUUGAAGAAGGUCGUCGCAUGUUUCAAAUCUUUGCUGCACGAAUGUUUGAACAACGAGUUUUAUCAGCUUAUCGUGAAAAGGUGGCUAGGGAACGACAACAGCGCUUGAUUCAAGAAUUGGAAGAAGAAGAUCGGUUGCAAAAGGAACGAGAACUCAAAAAACAAAAGGAUAAGGAAAAAAAGAAGGAUAAGAAACGCUUACUGAAAAAACAAAAAGAAGAAGAACGUCUAGCAAAGGAAGCUCAACUCAAGGCUGAAGAAGAAGCACAACGACUUGAACGUGAACGUAAGGAAGAAAUCGAACGACAAAAACGAGAAGUUGAACGACAGCGAAAAGAAGAAGAGCGACAACGCAAGGAAGAGGAACGACAGCGUAAAGAGGAAGAAAAGCGACGUCGACAACGUGAAGAAAAGGAACGCCGGCGGAAAGAAAAGGAAGAACAACAACGUCUAAAACAAGAACAACAGCGAAAAGAGGAAUUGGAACGUCAACAACGACUGGAAAAGCAACGUAAAGAACAGGAAGAAAAGGAAGAAUUGGAACGUCAACGACAGGCAUUAGAAGCGACCACUUUGGAAAACAAGGAAACAACGAGUACUCCCGCAUCUACAAUUCCCGUCCAAGAAGGUCCUGUCACUACAUCUACCGACAAUAAUGAUAUUCCAGAUGAAACUAGACAACGUGUUCUGAUGAAUGCACUACUUGGUACUUCUGGUCCUUUGGCUAGCUCAUCGUUAACAUCUUCCAAUGAUUUACCACUUGAUGAACAACGAAGAACUUCGUUUAUACCUUCCCAUUUGGAUGUACUACAGUCAUCUCGAUCUCCUAGUGUGGAUUCCGGCAAUCUUGGAUCUAUGUUAUCAAUGUCACCUGGAGCUCCUUCAGUAUUAGGUCAAGGACUUGGAGGUAACGUCGGCACUAGUCUCUUUUCGCCAAUCAGCAAUCCAUUGGAUCAUUUACCAGGACAUGUUAACAAAACUCGAGUAUCUAUCCCUUCUGUUGGUACUAUUGGUCAACCCAUCAACAACGAACGACGCUCCUUCUCCUCCACUUCAUUAGCGGGUCAUAUAGAAGAUUCUAUGGAUUCAUCAUCACCAUCUUUGAAACGACGAUCAAGUCCUGGUAGUGGCGUUAGCGGUAUCAAUAAUACAUCCUCUACACAACAACCCAUUGGUGUGGAAAACUCGUUCUUCUCCAACUUUUUAUUCGGCGAAUCCAAUCAACGUAUCUCUUCAUCUGAUCAUCCAUCCUAUCAACAAAGUAUGCAUCACGCCCCUUAUGGUCAACCAAUGAUUCCUAAUGAUGCAAAAUUAUCUGGUGACAUCAACUCGUUGGAUAGACGAUUUGGCGAUCAUUCUUAUAAUUGGACAAAUGGUAAGUUUACCAAAAAAAAAAAAAAAAUAGAUGAUAUUCACAUUAUUGAUUAUUAGGCUGGAAUGUGUCGAAUGCACUUACCAAUGGUAUCCGUAAUAAUUUGUUUGGUGAUGGAAUGACGACGAUGGAUCGACAUAGCAUGAUUAUGGAUCGGGCGAAAACAGCAUAUCAGAAAUUGGAUGAAAUCACGCAC